Culicoides brevitarsis is the source of this 2916-nucleotide messenger RNA. It is a transcript of the gene Etl1, whose product is annotated as SWI/SNF-related matrix-associated actin-dependent regulator of chromatin subfamily A containing DEAD/H box 1 homolog. NCBI's taxonomy places the organism in Eukaryota, Metazoa, Arthropoda, Insecta, Diptera, Ceratopogonidae. The record is from RefSeq and is a predicted model, not a curated record. The coding region runs from base 145 to 2754 and encodes 869 amino acids. Gene Ontology annotation, molecular function: ATP-dependent chromatin remodeler activity; ATP binding; chromatin binding. The transcript has 3 exons. Gene Ontology annotation, cellular component: nucleus.
CAGCCAGCUGCAAAAAUUCGCAUUCUUUCAUCAUUGUUUACCUCGUCAAAUUGCGAAAAAAUCGUGCAAAAUCAACCGGAAUUUUAUGUAAAAAUCGACCAAAACUCGUCUUCACGUACUUUUAAAUCGAAAUCAUUCCCGAAAAUGUCGCUGCGAGCAUUCAGAAUCGAGAAAAAGACACCGGUGAAGGAUCCGCCAUCAAUUUCCGAGAAUGGAUCAUCUCCCGUGACAAACGAAAAUCACACUCCCGAAAAACCCGUGCUGGACAAGGCAGAAAAGGAGUUUCGUUUGGUGUCGCUGCGCAAGGCGAAUCCCGACUACGACAUAAUGGCGAUCCAAGACGCCUUGCUGAAGAACGAAUGGGACUUGGUGCGCGCCGAAAAACACUUGAAAGAAAAUUCACGUCCCAAAAUUCGGUAUGGCGUCGUCAAAACUUCGCCAAUUUCCGCUUCAGCUGCUCUCCAAUCGCCGCCGCGUCAAAUGAAUAAACAAACGACUCCCGUAAAGUCGCAGGAAAAAGUUCCCUCGGUUGGCUCGGAAGCUCCCGAGAUCAUCAAACAGAUGCAAAUUCAUCAGUCGCAACAACCGGUGCCCGUGACGAACGGAAAUGCAAAGUCGAGCUUUCGUCGCAUCAAGAAGCCCGACUCGGAUCGCGACUCUGAGGAUGAUUUCGACGACAAACCGAGUCAAGCAGUGUUCGAUAGCGACGAAAGUGACGACGAUGCCGAGUUCAUGACGAAAGAACGGAAAGAAGUGUUCGAAUUCAUGAAUAACGCAAAAGUUACAGACUUGAUAAACGUCAAAUCGCUGUCUCAGCGAAAAGCUGACAUUCUAUUGGAGCUUCGACCAUUCACGAGUUGGCCUGAUUUGUUGUCGAAAAUGAAGGCAAACAAAUAUUUGUCCAUGGAACUGCUAAAUAACUGUCAGGAUUUCUUGUGUCGUCGCAACAAUUUGACCAACAUCAUGAAAAAAUGUCAAAAAAUCGUGAAAAAAAUCGGAAAAGCUGUCGAAAGUGGUCAAACUGUCCCGAAGCCUCCUGCUCUGUUGAGUUCCGAACUAAAAUUGAGCGAAUAUCAGCUCAUCGGCCUCAACUGGCUCGCAAUUUUGCACAAAAAUGACGUCAACGGGAUCUUAGCUGAUGAAAUGGGUCUCGGCAAAACGGUUCAAGUAAUUUCCUUUCUCGCCUACCUGAAGGAAAAUAAUUUGGCGAAACGAACACAUUUAAUUGUCGUCCCAUCCUCGACUCUGAACAACUGGGAUCAAGAGUUGUCGAAAUGGUGUCCCGAUUUGACGGUUCUCAAGUACUAUGGGAGUCAAGAUGAGCGUCGUUCGAUGCGAAUUCAGAUCGCGAAACAGGGCAUGGAUGAGGAUAUCAUGCUGACGACAUAUCACAUGAUCGGCGCCUCGAACGAGGAGAAAAAAAUGUUUCGCGUCACGAAAUUCCAUUACGUCGUGUUCGACGAAGCGCACAUGCUGAAGAAUAUGCUGAGUCAGCGGUACAUUUUGUUGCAGCGAAUCGAUGCGGCAAACCGAAUUUUGCUCACGGGAACGCCGCUGCAGAACAAUUUGCUGGAACUCAUGUCACUUUUGUGCUUUGUGAUGCCCUCGAUGUUUGCGGGAAAGGCCGAAGACAUUAAAGCACUUUUCCAAAAUAAGGCAAAGAAGGGCGAGGAAACGACUGCCGACGAGUUGGAGCAACAGCAGAUCGAACAAGCGAAGCAAAUUAUGAAACCUUUCAUUUUGCGACGUCUCAAAAAGGAUGUCUUGAGCUUCUUGCCCGCCAAAAAGGAGGAAAUUAUGCGAAUUGACCUGAAUCCGAGUCAACGUCAAAAAUACGAUCAACUCGUGCAAGAGUACAAGUCGGAAGCUCGUCUUGCGCAAGCUGAACGUGAAAUCAGUGGCAUGACAUUCCUCAUGGACUUGCGAAAACUCGCGAAUCAUCCGUUACUCCUUCGUUACUACUUCACCGACGAACAAGUUCACAAAAUGGCGAAAGCUCUCGCACGCGAUCCUUCGUACAAAAACACAAAACCCGAGGAAAUUUUCCAAGAUAUCGCUCCCUUAUCGGACUUCAAACUCUACCAAAUGGCAGAAAAACAUCACAGCUUGAUAAAUCUCGUACGAAUCCCGGACGAGUACGUUUUGGAUGCCGGCAAAUUCAAAAUUCUCGAUGAGCUGUUGCCCAAAUUGAAGGAAGAGGGACAUCGCGUUUUGAUUUUCAGCCAGUUCACGAUGAUGCUCGAUGUGAUAGAAAAAUAUUUGGAAAUACGACGUUUCGGAUUUUUGCGAUUGGAUGGGCAAACGGCAGUUGAAGACAGGCAGGAUAUGAUCAAUAUGUACAACAAAGAUCCGAAUAUCUUUAUUUUUUUGUUGUCGACACGCGCAGGCGGUUUGGGCAUUAAUUUGACGUCGGCAGACACUGUGAUCAUCUAUGACAUUGAUUUUAAUCCGUACAAUGAUAAGCAAGCCGAGGAUCGGUGUCAUCGCAUUGGGCAAACGAAGGAAGUGACAAUUUAUAAGUUGAUUGCGAAUAAUACGAUUGAUGAGGCGAUGUUGAGUAUCGCGCAGGAUAAGCUCAAAUUGGAGCAGGAAGUUACGUCAGAAGAAGCUGAGGAAAAAGAAACCCACAAAUGUGUCGUAAAACUCCUGACUCUCGCACUCGGAACAGAUGAGACUCGUGCCGAGCACAUGCUCUCUCCCAGUAAAGAAAUGCCUCUAACGAAAAAGGCUCGUCGAGAUGAUGCCGACGAUUAAGCAGUAUUUUAGUUUUGUUAUAAAAAAAAAAUUCUCAUGAUUACCUGAUUUUUAAACGUAGAUCACUUUUUUUUAAAUUUUAUUAUUAUCGAAUAAUUCACACGCCUUGCUGAUUAUUUAUUAUUCUUACAUCGCAGAUGGACAAAUAAACUUAAAGAAAUU